CGCGCAGAGAAGUCAACAUAACCACAAAUUAAUAUUAUUUUCAAGAUUUAACUGUUUUUUUGCAGUUUGCUAAGUAAAAUACAGAACAAAAGUGAGUUCAGCCACACACGACCCUUACUACCGGUCUAAAAGACAAUUUCGUGUUUAAAAACUUUAAUAAUAAAAAAAAAUUACAUAAUGGCGAAAUGGUCAAUUUAAGGCCCCAUUGGUAGGGUCAUGGACACCGAGGAUGAGUCUACGGCAUAUUUAAAGUUGUUCAAUGACGGCCCCCACAAUUACCUUUUGCACAGUAGCGAGGAUGGUCUUAACGAUGCUUUCCCCGUGGAGCCGAUUUUCACGGAGAUUGCCUCAGAUUGGCCGUCUGAGGGUUUCCCAAUUCUGCUCAGUGGCCCCCUCAUUGCUGACGAGAACAACGAUAGUGAGUCAACUAGCACCAACGUACAAUUAUUGACCGAAGACAAUGAAAAUAUCCCUCAAAAUGAGUCAAAACAAGACAACACUGUCACAUUUUACUCAAAUGGGGACCAGAACCGCUUAAUUCUCUCAAACGACGUCCUUUUGCGAGUGGAAGAGAACGAAGUGGAAAAGACAGUCACUCAUGUGAUCAAUGGGGACGCAUAUUCCAUAACUUACACGCAAGACAGUCAAGAGGAAGGGGCCGAAAACGAGGAAAAUGUUGAAGUGAUUCAAUUAUUGAACAUCGACGGGACUGUAACCACGAUCAAUAAAAAUUUAUUCAAUGUUGGGAAGGAGAAAAGUGUCAAUUUUGAAAAUUUUUAUACCCAAGUCCAGGCCAAUAAAUGCAAACUUUGCUCAUUUCUGUGUGAAAACGUGGAUGAUAUCACCGCUCAUAUUAAUUUAAAGCAUGGGAAAGACCUGCAAGGGCCGCCAACGAACGAGGCUUUGCCCCCCAAUGGCACCAAAAUGACCUCGAUUUUAAACGUGAAUAAAGAUAGGAAGAAGUACACUUUGUACAUCUGCAGCGAUUGUGGUAGUGGAUUCUCGAAUAAAGAAGAUUUGAAACAACAUAUGAUAACACAACACAAAAUGGUUCCGACCCCCGUCACCCCCGAUAAAGUCCCCCCAGACAAACCGGAAAGUGGAACUGAGCAAAAACGCUCAUCUCGGGCCAUUUCCGCUAGUCUUUUGAAAAAACAGAAAGCGUUACGUAAGGUCAAGUGUUCGAUAAAAGGGUGCCCCCUGCGUUUCGACAAGGAGGAGUCCCGGAAACGGCACGAGGACUGUCACGUCGAUCAAAACAAAAAACAGUUUAUGUGCCCCGUGUGCAAAAGCAAAUUUUCGAUUUGGCGGAUUUGUAGUAUGCACAUGUGGAAGUGCCAUUCGAUCGAUUUGGGGCUCUUGACGUGUCCGAUGUGCAACGAAUUCAAGUCCUACAGUUCUGUGCGAGUUAUGAAUCAUAUGGCCAUUCAUAAUGAGGAAAAGCCGUUUGUUUGUGCGUCCUGUGGUAAGGCUUUUAAACAGUUGAAUCAGUUGCGAAAUCACGAAAUUGUGCACAAGGCCCCCGACGAAGUCCCUGAUUCGUUUACGACAAAACAGUGCGAGUUUUGCGACCGAUUUUUCGCCAAUUCGAAAUGUCUCAAAAAGCACAUCAAAUUCGUCCAUGACAAGUUCAAGCCUUUCAUUUGUAAUAUUUGUGGGCACCAAACUGCCCGCAAAGAAAUGUUGCAGUUGCACCAUCGCCAACACACGGGGGAUAAACCGUUUCAUUGUUCCUAUUGCGAGUAUAAAACCGGCGAUCGGAAUUGUUUGCGGAAACACACGAUGCGUCACUUCGGGGCGGCGAAGUACUCGUGUCCGUAUUGUGACUACCAGUCGAUUCAAACGUCGGCUUAUAAAGUCCAUUUGGCCAAUAAACAUCCCGGGAAAGAGGGGACUUAUGCGUGUACUUUGUGUAAGUACACGACUAUCAAUUGUCGGUCGUAUUUAGCACACGUCAAGUGUCACGAAUUGGAGAAGAAGAAGAAACAAAAAGUCGAAAAACGGCCAGUUGAAGAUAACGAGUCCAAAUCGAGUGACGAAACGCAGAAUUUCCUCAAUACGGAACAUUCGGAGGAGGCUGUGGAUACCGGGGGAAUCACCAUACCUGCCACCUUCGAUUUGCAACUAAACGAUCAAACGAGUCUGAUUUAAUGUUAUUUAUUAAUUAACUUUUAUAAAAAAUAGUUAUAAAUAGACGCAAUAAAUUAAUUACUGACGA
Molecule: messenger RNA, 2218 nt
Organism: Tribolium madens (black flour beetle)
Lineage: Eukaryota; Metazoa; Arthropoda; Insecta; Coleoptera; Tenebrionidae
Product: zinc finger protein 260-like
Exons: 6
Coding region: 217-2151 (644 amino acids)
Biological process (GO): regulation of transcription by RNA polymerase II
Cellular component (GO): nucleus
Molecular function (GO): RNA polymerase II transcription regulatory region sequence-specific DNA binding; DNA-binding transcription factor activity, RNA polymerase II-specific
Source: RefSeq, a predicted model, not a curated record